Molecule: messenger RNA, 315 nt
Organism: Cooperia oncophora
Lineage: Eukaryota; Metazoa; Nematoda; Chromadorea; Rhabditida; Trichostrongylidae
Source: the annotation of a GenBank genome assembly
AUGAUCUGUGCAUGCAAGAGCCAUACUUUGGCGAGUUCUUGUGACAAAAUUUGCGAUCAGGGCCAAAUUCUGAAAGGAGUCGACGGUCGAACAUACUGUAGUUGUUUGCCAUUCUAUCAAGGUGAACAAUGCACAGACAUGGUGUGCCUCAAUGGCGGGGUGGAGAUGCAUGGACGAUGCACCUGCCCGCCUACAUUUGUCGGUUAUCAUUGUGAGAUCGACGCCAAUCGCACCAACAAACAAGGGACACGAUUCCAAAGAUUCGGAGAGGUCAGUUCUACUGCUAUCAGUAGCUUGAAUUCUUCGUCUAAUUAA